Messenger RNA from Rotaria sp. Silwood2, 773 nucleotides. NCBI's taxonomy places the organism in Eukaryota, Metazoa, Rotifera, Eurotatoria, Philodinida, Philodinidae. The record is from the annotation of a GenBank genome assembly.
GACAGAUUAGUUUCAUUGGAAGAUGGGAAGAAUGAGAAACGAUUGACUGUGGUGGCAUUUAAGAUUGGAGAAAGUGUCCACGCUAGCUGAAUGAGUCUAGUAGUGUGGAGUUGGGAUAACUGGAGAGUUUCAUUCUCGUGAAAGAAUGGAAUGGUGAUUAAUUUAUAAAGGAGAAAGAAAAUUCUACUCCUGAUACUUUGGCAUCACAUGUCUCACACACAACUGCACCAGCACAAUCAAAUAAAACAUUAAAACGGCAAUUGUCUCAUGAAACAAUAACUCCACAACCACUUAUGUCAUUACAACUUGACGUUAAUGAACCACCACUUCACAAUGCUCCUGCUAAUUCAAUUCCUCUUAUGUCAUUUUAUGCUCCCCCAUGCUCAACUAAAUCUCAUCCUCAAUCACACCGUCGACCACCUCUUCAACGUAAACCACGUUUAUACAGCACAGUCUGUAGUCAAGCACCACAAGCAAACACUAAUACAAGUCAACACGUCACCAAUCAUCGCUCUGAUACAUCGUCAACAACCUUCAACACCAUCGACUCAUCAACACAACAACAGGAACACGCGACAUUCUUCUCACCAAACAACGAUCAACCAUCUCCUGGAUUAUCAAGUGCUUUUAAUACCGAGAUGAUCGAAUUAUCAUUGUCAAAUAAUCGGUUCAUAUACAAUGAUCGUCAAUCGAACUUUUACUUUCCUUCUCUUUGCGUAUUCUUCUCAUUUGCUAUGUCUAUCCGUUUCAAUUAUAUUGAUCAUCAGCAAUAA